Molecule: messenger RNA, 1308 nt
Organism: Dromiciops gliroides (monito del monte)
Lineage: Eukaryota; Metazoa; Chordata; Mammalia; Microbiotheria; Microbiotheriidae
Product: carcinoembryonic antigen-related cell adhesion molecule 6-like
Source: RefSeq, a predicted model, not a curated record
AUGGAGAGAACCUUGGAACCUCCCCACAGUGUAGGCAACCCCUGGAAGGGGCUCCUGAUCACAGCCUCCAUCCUCAGCUGCUGGAUCCAGGCAUCGUCUGCUCAAGGUUCUCCUGUCACUGUUGUGCCAAGUCCUCCCUAUGGGACAGUGGGCAGCAGUGUUAUCUUGGACAUCUGGGGGGUUUCAGGUGAGGUUGUCGCCUAUUCUUGGUACAGAAAGACAACAGAGAACUCCAACAGGAUCACUAGAUACCUUGUCUUUUCUGGAGUGCAGAUAGCAGCAGACAACCGGGAGAAGGUCUUCUCCAAUGGCUCCCUGCUCAUCCCCAACCUCACCCUCAGUGACACUGACCUCUACAUUGUAACCAUUAUUCAUUCUGAAGACCUGAUAACUACAAAUGCUACAGGACUAUUACUGGUGUAUGAGGAGUGGGCCAAACCUAACAUCACUGCCAGCAGUACCAACACCAUAGAGAAUGGCACUGUGGUGUUCACAUGUAGCCCAGAAAAUGAGGGGAUGAACAUUCUGUUCUUCAAUAACCAGCGCCUGUCACUCAGUGAGAGGAGACAUUUGUCUGAGAAUAACCAGACCCUCACCAUCAAGAGUGUGAAGAGGGAGGAUGCUGGGUCCUAUCAAUGUGAAAUCUGGAAGCUAAUCUGUGCCCAUACGAGUGACUCCCUCACCCUGACUGUGAACUAUGGACCAGACCACAUUGUGAUUCUUCCAAGCCCUGAGAGUAGGGAGAUUGAGAUCAGAUUCAAAUAUCCACUGAUCUUAGCAUAUCAUGUUGAGUCUUACCCACCUGCCCUGUAUGAAUGGCAAGGCAAUAGCACCAUGAACUCUGACUUCCUUGGUAACACCUAUGUCAUUAAAAGUGUAUCUUGGGAAGAUUCUGGAAAGUAUGCCUGAUUGGCAAAGAACGAUGUGACCAACUUAACAAUUUCUAAGGAUGUCACAAUCAGGGUGGGCCUGGACUCCUCCCCUGCCUUUCCUGAAGUCCCAUAUGAGAGCACCUAUCAGACACUGAAUAUCAUCGCAGCAGAUGUUUAUGACAAGAUUGAGCCCUUGAAGAACCCUCAAGCACAACAUGAUCUCAAAUAUGGAGAAGAUCAUCGGGGUCCACAAGAGGCAGAAGAGGCUGAUGGCAGUGAAAACCCCAACAAUACCAAGCUAAUCUGCCAGCCAUGGUUGCGGCUGGUGGGGGGCAUGCUCGACCCUCCAGUGCAUACCACACCCAGGGCUCCAGGGGCCCCUGUCCCUGAUGCACGCCUGGGACCUCAGCAUGAGCUACACCAGAGCCCGGCCUAG